Messenger RNA from Lentinula edodes (shiitake mushroom), 1759 nucleotides. RefSeq names its product sugar transporter. Gene Ontology annotation, biological process: transmembrane transport; carbohydrate transport. Gene Ontology annotation, cellular component: membrane. The transcript has 19 exons. The coding region runs from base 109 to 1593 and encodes 494 amino acids. The record is from RefSeq and is a predicted model, not a curated record. Gene Ontology annotation, molecular function: carbohydrate:proton symporter activity. Lineage: Eukaryota; Fungi; Basidiomycota; Agaricomycetes; Agaricales; Omphalotaceae.
UUCUUGAUAGAGCGCUUGUUCUACCAGAUGAUCACCUGGCUUUAGGUUGAGGAGGGGAAAUGUAUAUAAUGGCCUGUAUAGUGCUAUAAAUUCUUCUCCAGGAUUGUCAUGGGCGUACUCUUCAACACUUUCAUCGCAGCCUUCUCCUCUAUUGGCGCCUUUCUUUUUGGCUAUGAUAGUGGUAUAAUCGCCUCAGUUUUGACAAUGAAUCGUUUCGAGACACGGUUUAGUGCAGACCCGAGCAUACAAGGCGCCAUUGUGUCGACUUUCAGUGGUGGUUGCUUUUUCGGAGCUGCAAUUGCGGGAUGGCUGAACGACAGAUAUGGUCGGAAACGGACGAUUCAAUUUGGUGCUUCUAUAAUCCUGUGGGGCUGCGCAAUGCAAACCGGCGCACACAACACUGCGACUCUCAUUCUCGGCCGCAUAAUCGCAGGAUUUGCGAUUGGGAUCUUGUCGAUGACUGUGCCUUUGUACAACACUGAAAUCGCUCCCCCAAAAAUACGUGGAUUCCUCGUUGGCCUGACACAAGAGAGUAUAGGAAUAGGAUUUCUCGUAGCGAACUGGGUCGGUUACGGAUGUCAGUUUAUUGACUCCGAUGCCAGCUGGCGAUUACCUUUGGGGCUUCAGCUACUUCCAGCCGCGUUGUUGCUCGUUGGUGUCCAGUUUCUACCAUACAGUCCUCGAUGGCUCCUCGAAGUAGGUAGAGACGAGGAAGCCCGGAAAGUUGUAUAUCUGCUUCAUGGCGCUCAAAACUCGGCUGAGCUUGAAGAAGCUGCUGGACAAGAAUACAAUGAAAUGCACGAUACUAUUAAGGCCGAAAUACUCAUCCGAAGUCGGAAAAUUAGCGAUCUCUGGGCAACGCAUGCUAUGAUGAAGCGUACUUUGAUUAGCUGCGCUGUUCAAAUAUUUACCCAAUUUACUGGGAUCAACAUCAUUAGCUAUUUCGGACCUCUUAUGUGGCAAAGUCUUGGUAUGACGGGAGGGAAAGCACUUCUCAUGCAAGGUAUCUAUGGGGUUGUCGGACCAAUUGCCACUCUGAUUUUCAUCCUGUUUAUCGUGGACCGUGUUGGACGAAAAAAGCCACUAAUUUUUGGUGCUAUAACAUUUGUGGCAACAUUUUCAAUUGUUGCAGCUAUAUUGGCAACAAACCCUGUAUCAGAUACCUCUACCAAACCUGCUGAUCCAGGUGCUCAAAUUGCUGGGAUUGCCAUGAUUUUCCUUACCAAUAUCAUCUUUUCUGCAAGUUUCGGCCCUGUAAGUUGGGUGUUGGCCUCGGAGGUAUUCCCAACAAGUACUCGAUCCAUCGGAACCAGUGUUGCAACAUGUUGCAACUGGGCUUUCAAUACCAUGCUGUCACAAGUAUCACCUAUCGGAAUCAGUAAUGUUGGAUACAAAUUUUAUCUGGUGUUUGUCUGCUGCAAUUUUGUCAACCUUAUCGUGAUGGUGAUGUUUUUUCCUGAAACAAAGGGUAAAACAUUGGAAGAAAUGGCGGAAGUAUUCGGAGACUCAAUCUUGCCAGAUGCACAGGGGACAACGAACAAGGGCGAAGACAAAAUCCUGGAACCAGAAAGUGAAUCAAAAUAUGCACAAUAGUUGGCUUCAGGAGUUCCAUACAUCUCAGCUCAUUGGGCUAUUUAUCUCUUACAAGAUCUCGUGAAGUCAAUUCGAUAGGCUAUACUUGAAUGGCCUGGAUUCCAUACGACUCAAUUUUCUAGACUCGAAUCAUAUGUACUACUGUAUGAUCUACAAGGCUAUACCA